CGAUGAAGCUGAUUCUGCUGUGGAGGAAUCUAGAGGCAGAGAUCUUCAGAGUGCCAGAAAGACAGUGUCUGGACCCGGAUCAUCACGGCUGUACUUCUGCUGUUGCUCUCUAGCUCACUAAACUACCAAGACAUGUUCCUCUGGAGUCUACUCCCCGUCUCCCUCUCCUUGGUGUCUCUCAUUGGAACCUGGGUGACGUAUGGCCUGGCGUACAGCUAUGACCAUGUGUGUUCCCUCAACAACUGGGCCCCCGGGAACCUCUGCGGAAACAAUACAACUAUGGCAUGUUGUGAAGUUCCCACCAUAAGCUCGAGUGGAACACACUUACCAGAAAACUCUUUGUUCACAGCCACCAUCAAUGCUGGUUCAUUUCUGUUUAUGGUGUUCUGUAUCUUCCACCAUGCUCACAUCUUGGAGAGGAACAGUGUCCACUCCAUGCUCAGUAGAUUCACCCUGGUGUUUGGUGGAGUGGCGGCCGUCGGGGCCUUUGUGGCUGGGAACUGCAAUCCCGCAUACCUGAUGCUGGCCCAUUACCUGGGGGCUGCGGUGAGCUUCCUGUGUAUCUGUUUCUACAGCCUGCUCCUCACGGUGCUCACAGGGAAGUGUGUACUGACCCGGAUGGAGUGGUUCCUCUACCCAGCACGAGUCAUGUCUACUGUGGUCCAGAUCAUCGUCACCAUUGGCUACGCCAUCUUGUUUGUACAGGAGGAAUACAAGUACAAGCACCUAGCGGCCGUGUUUGAGUGGAUACUGAGCGCCAACUUGGAGCUGUUUGAGCUCAGCUUUGCUGUGGAGUUCUGUUUCUUCUCCUCCUCCAUGUUGUCCACGUUGCUGGGGAAGAAAGAUGAGGAGAAGCCUAUCCUUCUGGCCUGAGAAGAUGCUGCUGGGCUGGGCUGGGGGGAGACCUACUGUAAGAGACACUUGGGUCGUGUUCAUUAGGCAUGAAAUGGAAGAAAACGGUCAGAAACGGAGAGAGACCAGCAGCAUCUUCUCUUCUCAGGCCAGAAGGAUAGGCUUCUCCUCAUCUUUCUUCCCCAGCAGCAUCGACAAAAAAUUGUCACGUUGUGCCCUAAUGAAACAACCCAGUAGUUCUGACCGAUCUAAAGCUUGUGGAAUUGGACCAACCAAGUAAAGGGAACAAUUGUUUGUAACCAGGACCGGUUCUGGCUGCGACCAAAAACGACUCAGCUUAAUCGUCCACGACCCACCGUUUGGGAAACACUGACCUAGUGGCAUCAAAGAUGGGGAUGAUAUAUACAGUUGAAGUCAGAAGUUUACAUACACUUAGGUUGGAGUC
Molecule: messenger RNA, 1297 nt
Organism: Coregonus clupeaformis (lake whitefish)
Lineage: Eukaryota; Metazoa; Chordata; Actinopteri; Salmoniformes; Salmonidae
Exons: 7
Coding region: 133-873 (246 amino acids)
Biological process (GO): protein localization to plasma membrane
Source: RefSeq, a predicted model, not a curated record